AUGACAGAGCCUUCCCUUCUCGUUGCUGCCCAGAUGGAGGGGCUGGCCCCGCUGCCCCUGGCCUCACCCUGUCCCCGGAUCCCACGAGCCCGCAUCGCCAGGCAGCCAGGCCAAUGGGCCCACCUGGGCUGCAGCCCUGGCCCCUCUACAGGCCCCACAAAUUGGCCACAGCGUCCUCCGAGGCUACGCCCUGCUGACUGCUCCCACUCCCGGCUGUCCUGGGCAGAGAGCUUGUCCAUGGAUGGCUUCUGGAUGGAGGUGGAGCGGAGCCAACAGAAGGGAGAAGUGAAGGAGGAGGACCGAGGUGGAGGCAGAAGCCAGCUCCUGGAAGGAGACACUGAAUCCCAGUGGCUACAGGACACAGGCCUGUCACGCCUUGUUGGUGGCCUGGGCUUGGACGCUGAUCACCAGGGACUCCUGUCUACGCUGACGCAGACCCAGGUGGCUGCUGUGUGCCGCCGGCUAGAUAUCUACGCCCGCUCUGCCCGAAGGCGACAGAAGGCACCCGUCAGAGAUGUCAGGGAUAUCUUUGGGGUCUUCGCUUCAAGGGAAGUGGCUUCAGAAAAUGGGGACUCCGAAAUGAAAUGGACCCAGAUCAAUUUGGAGGAUUCUGUGUCUCCUGUAGGGUCCACAGAUUCUAGGAGACCACAGGAGACAGCUGGGAUGGAGGAGGUCUUCAAUAUGGACUCUGCCUACUCUGAACAAGCUGCAGCGCGUCUACAGAGGGCCCGGCCAUCCCCAGAAGGCACCCGUGCCUGGGGCAAAGGCUCCCUACCGAGGUUCAGAAUUCCCAAAGGCCGACUGGGUGUGACCAGGAUAGGAGACUUGUCUUCGACGGACAUGAAGAAGAUCCCUCCCUUGGCCCUGAUAGAGCUGACGGCUCUCUAUGACGUCCUGGGCCUGGACCUGAAGAGGAGCAAAGCUGGGAAGUGGAAAGGCCCAGAUUCUGGCCUUUUUGGCGUGCCCCUUCACAGCCUGCUGGAAGCUGACCACAGAGUCCUCCCCAGCACCCAGGUCCCGCUGUUCCUUCAAGCUUUGCUGUCCUGUUUGGAAAAAAGAGGGCUGGACACGGAAGGCAUCCUGAGAGUCCCUGGAUCCCAGGCCAGGGUCAAGGGGCUGGAGCAAAAGCUGGAGCGAGACUUCUAUGCCGGCCUCGUGAGCUGGGACAAGGUUCAUCCCAACGACGCAUCUGAUUUGCUCAAGAGGUUCCUCCGGAAGCUGCCGGCGCCUCUGCUUACAGCCGAAUACCUCCCGGCUUUUGCAGCCCUGCCCAACAUUCCUGACCUGAAACAGCGCUUGCAGGCUCUACACCUGCUGGUCCUCCUCCUGCCGGAACCCAACCGCAACACCUUGAAGGCACUCCUGGAAUUCCUCCGGAAGGUGGCAGCCCAGGAGCAGCACAACAAGAUGACUUUGUGGAAUGUUUCCACGGUGAUGGCACCCAAUCUUUUCCUGCCCCGAGGGCGGCCUCCCAAGCUCCCCAAGGGUGAGAAGCAGCUGGCGGAGGGAGCAGCUGAGGUGGUGUGCAUGAUGGUGCGGUACCAGGACCUGCUUUGGACGGUCGCCUCUUUCUUGGUAGCCCAAGUGCGAAAGCUGAAUGACAGUAAUGGCCGUCGUUCCCAGCUCUGUGAUGGGGGCCUCAAGACUUGGCUGCGGAGGACACACGUAGACAGAGACAAGGCUGGGGACGGGCUUGAGGCGACUCCCAAAGUGGCAAAGGUCCAGGUGACCUGGCCCAGCAUGGAUCUUCUGCAGGUGCCUCUGAAUCCUAGCACCAGAGUGACCCACAUCUUGAAGCUUUUCACAGAGCACCUCAAUCCUGGGUCACCACCUGAAGAGGGCAGUGAGGACCCAAACAGCAUUCUCUCAGACAACACAAAGCCGGCCAGCUUCCUUGUUUAUGAAGUUGGAGGGAAUAUUGGUGAACGUCGCCUGGACCCAGAUGCCUACCUCUUAGAUUUGUACCGUGCCAACCCCCAUGGCGAGUGGGUCAUUAGACAGAGCCCUACCUAAGCCUAGAAUCCUUGAGAAACAGCCUGGAACAUCAGCUGGGAGCAGAGAGGUUCACACGGAGGUCUUCCUCCAAAGUCCCUCUUCCAGGAAAUACCUCUCCUAUGCCAGGCCUGCUCCUCAUCAUCCUCACCAUGCAUACAGAGCCCCAGAGGAGCCUCCCAGGCACCUGCAUCUCCACAGGGCAUUGUCCACAAUUUCCAGACACAAGUGGAAUAAAAACUGUGACGUCUCUCUCAGGAACAGGUGGGAGUUCCCAGAAAAUAUUGCUUUGGAGGCAGCCCCACAGCGUGGAGUGGGGAAUCACUGUGACUGGGACAACCCCUUGACUUCUCUGAGACUUUGAAGAUGCCAUGGACAGCUCUAGGAGAGCUGGACAGAGGACAAACUUCCCUUUGCCCCCUUGUGUCUUAAAUGCUAUUUUACAGAGCCUCGUCAUUUUUAUAGCGUAUGUAAGUUGCUUCAACA
Molecule: messenger RNA, 2478 nt
Organism: Psammomys obesus (fat sand rat)
Lineage: Eukaryota; Metazoa; Chordata; Mammalia; Rodentia; Muridae
Gene: Arhgap40
Product: Rho GTPase activating protein 40
Exons: 15
Coding region: 1-2013 (670 amino acids)
Biological process (GO): regulation of small GTPase mediated signal transduction; regulation of actin filament polymerization; signal transduction
Cellular component (GO): cytoplasm
Molecular function (GO): GTPase activator activity
Source: RefSeq, a predicted model, not a curated record